This is a messenger RNA of Silurus meridionalis, 2053 nucleotides long. Its product is annotated as chemokine XC receptor 1-like. Bases 233 to 1174 code for a protein of 313 amino acids. The record is from RefSeq and is a predicted model, not a curated record. Lineage: Eukaryota; Metazoa; Chordata; Actinopteri; Siluriformes; Siluridae. The transcript has 2 exons. Gene Ontology annotation, molecular function: G protein-coupled receptor activity. Gene Ontology annotation, cellular component: membrane. Gene Ontology annotation, biological process: G protein-coupled receptor signaling pathway; immune response.
UUUGCUUCUGUAUUCCAAGUUGCAGAUUCUCUCUUUAAACCCUUACACAGCAAAAAGACUGUUUCUGGUUAAGGCGGAAAACUGCAGAUCCAGUAUAUGAAGCAUAAUAUAAAAAAUUACAAAACAAAGAGGGAACUGAAACACUGAAACAACUGUCCUACAGAUACUCCCUGUUAAGCUCCACAUUUCUUGAGGGAUUCAUUGAACUUCAGUCAGAAAAACCAAUAGGAAAAUGGAAAGCCUGGUGGAGUUUACACUAGAUGACUAUUGGUUUUCACAGAAUUACUCUUACGAUUGGGACAACAUUUAUGAGUUACCAAUAUUCAUGGAUAACAAACACAUUAUAAUAUGCAUCAUCCUCGGCAUUGUGGUCCUUCUUAGUUUUGUUGGUAACAUUCUGGUUGUUGUGAUCAGUGUAUUCUAUGUGAGGCUUCGAUCAUUAAUAAGCGUCUUCAUACUCAACUUGGCUCUGUCAGACCUGCUGUUCACUGUUGGACUGCCGUUCUGGGUCUGUGAUUACCUCUGGAAUUUGGAUCUUGGAGAUGCACUUUGCAAAGUUUACAAGUUUCUUUUCUUCUCAGUUGGAUUUUACAGCAACAUGGUGUUUCUGGUGUUGAUGAGCGUUCAGCGCUACAUCUGUGUGGUGCACCCACUCUCAGGCUGGAUGAAAGGAUGUAGUUUUACAGUUGUUCUUAUCUGUGCAUGGGCAAUAAGCAUCUUGGCAGCAUUGCAAGUAGCGGUGCAGGUUGAAGCAAAUUCUAACUUAGGCUGUAUAUACAGCAGUAAUACUGCAUUUCUUGCUAUUCUAUAUAAAGAGAUAUCUGUUUUUGUGUGCACCUUUUUGUUCAUGGCUGUCUUGUACAUCAAGAUUCUACAAAACAUCUUUAAGUCAACAACAAACCAGGGACACAGAACUACUGGACUUGUCUUCACUUUGGUAGCUACCUACUUUGUUUUUUGGGCUCCUUAUAUAAUACUGCAUUUUCUGGCCAUCUUAAAUCAUCAUCAGGUCAGGUUUUAUAUCCCUGUCGAAUAUUUCAAUGAUGCCAUCUACAUCUGCUAUGUUUUGUCUUUCACCCGAUGUUGCCUUAAUCCACUGAUUUAUGGUUUAUUUGGUCUAAGGUUCCGUAAGACUGCACGAAACAUUUUUCUAAGGCGAGCAAACUCUGAAUAAAUGGGAAUUUAAGAAGUUCAUUCUGACAGUGAUGUCAAAUUAAAUAAUUAAUUAAACCAACUUUUGUAACUUUCUCUAACCAACCACUUGUAACUUCUAGCUCUGAAACCUUGACUCCUAACAAGAAAAUCUGAGCAGUCAGGUAUUUUUCACAAAUUCUCAAAAAUCAAAGGGGAAAAAAACAACUUUUAAAGCAUAUUAUUUGCUGCAACUUAUCAUAAGUAGAAUUAUAAUUAUAAGAUCUUAUUUACAACAUUCCUAACUUCUUGAUUCCUCUUGACUUAGAAGCAUUGAUGAUUAUGAAAUCUCACAUCAAAAUUCGUACAAAGUUUUCCAUCACAUUCCGGCGUUAAACCCCUGGUGAAUGUGACCUGCGUUUUGUCUGAAUAAUUAAAAUUCUGUGUUCUGUGUAAAAUCAAAAAUCUGUGUUUUUUUGGAUUACUUCUCUUUGUUUUUGCAUUAUUAUGAUAUAUUUGCACUUCAUGUGUUCGUUUUAAAUGACUGAAACUAACCUGCAUUAAAGGGAUGUGUUCAAUUGUUUAAUGUUUCUUUUUUUUUUAUUUCAUGUAUAAUUUGUCUCAUGAUUUGUCUCAUGAUAUUCAGUAUUAAAAAAGAAAAGAAAUCGAUUAUUUGUAAAAUAGCAUGCUUUAUUUGUUUACCUGGAACAUAUCUCAUUGUGGAAACUGUAGAAUUACAGAUAUAAUCAGACCAUCAGAGCUGCUCCCAGUGAACCAGUCACCAAAAUAUACACUAUUAUUACUGUUUAACUGUGCAAUAUUGACAAAAAUAACGUUUUUUAAAGCAGCACGUGCAAUAACAAUAGUUUAAAAACGUGCAAUAUUACCUAUGUGCAAUAUGUUUGAUAUUAUAACUACUUAC